This is a messenger RNA of Trematomus bernacchii (emerald rockcod), 3345 nucleotides long. It is a transcript of the gene rfx1b, whose product is annotated as regulatory factor X, 1b (influences HLA class II expression). Lineage: Eukaryota; Metazoa; Chordata; Actinopteri; Perciformes; Nototheniidae. Bases 173 to 2671 code for a protein of 832 amino acids. The record is from RefSeq and is a predicted model, not a curated record. Gene Ontology annotation, molecular function: DNA-binding transcription factor activity, RNA polymerase II-specific; RNA polymerase II cis-regulatory region sequence-specific DNA binding. The transcript is spliced from 18 exons. Gene Ontology annotation, cellular component: nucleus. Gene Ontology annotation, biological process: regulation of transcription by RNA polymerase II.
UGCCCCGGUGAAGGCAAGGCGCCAUAGUCACGGUAGUCCUGGCGACAAGAACCAAGCAACGGGAGUCAACAACAACAACAGCCUAAAUCUAAGGAAAAAAAGCUCAAACUACUAAAAAGGACACUAUUGGGAUACAUUAAAGCAGAACUAGUGCCUCAAAGCAUUGGUUGCCAUGGCAACUUCUGGAUACUCGGAGGACCUUCAGCCUCAGCAGGCCAACACAGUAACUAUGGCAACACCUGGUGCCACCGCACCCUCAUCUGCAAAGACGGCACACUUCCUGUCCGAUGUCCCACCGACCUCUGGGACCAUUUCAUCUGCGAGCCAAUCGUCCGCUGGCGCAAAAACGGGACAGGACGCACUUUGUUCUCAAGCGCCGCCCACCAGCCAGAAGCCAGUGGUUCUGACGACUCCCACGCAACACUAUGUGCCCCCAGAUAUCCAACACACUGCGGUCCAGAAAAGUAAUGGUCAGAGCAACUCGCCUCAGUACAUCAUAGUGACUGUUACAGAGGGCUCUGUUCACUCCAACGACAGCCUGUCAGACUCCAGCCCGCCGGCCUCAGGUGUUCCUGCUCAGGUGGUCCAACCAGUGCAGACCAGCCAACAGAGGUCAGUGUUGCAAGCAGCCAAGAGGAUUCAGUCCGGCCACAUCAACAACCUGCAGUCUGUGCACAUUAACCAGGAGGUGGAGCAUGUGUACUCCGGUCAGGUGCAGUAUGUGGACGGAGGAGGAGACACCACCUUUACCACGUCCUCCAUUCGAUCGAGCAGCUACCCUUUCUCCGACUCGCCCCUUUACUCCCAGACCCCCCCCACCUCCUCGUCCUACUAUGAGGCCACGCCCAGCUCUGAGUCAGACCUCACCGGCUCUGUGACCUCGCAGCCCGUUUCUGUGGCAACAGCUGGAGCCAAUAGCGGCGGAGCCUCUGCGGGCGGAGGGGGCUAUGUCAUUCAGGGAGGCUAUGUUUUGGGAGGCGGAGCAACAGGUGGAGGAGGACAGAGUUACUCCAGCCCUAACUCUCGUGCCCCACCUGCUACUGUGCAGUGGCUGUGCGAUAACUACGAGGGGGCGGAGGGGGUGAGUUUACCCCGCUGCACCCUCUACUACCACUACCUGCUGCACUGCCAGGAGCAGAAACUAGAACCUGUUAACGCCGCAUCCUUCGGCAAACUCAUCAGGUCCGUCUUCAUGGGGCUCCGGACGCGGAGACUGGGGACCAGAGGGAACUCAAAGUACCACUACUACGGCCUGAGGAUCAAAUCUGGGUCCCCGCUGCUCAGACUGAUGGACGAACAGCAGCACAUGGCGCUGAGGCAGCAGCCUUUCUCACAGAAAAACAGGUUAAAGCCACUUCAGAAGGCACAGGGGAUCACCAAUGGCACAGCAGGUGGGCUGGGUCAGCAGGCCUCAGGACUUUGUGAUAUUUCAGCUCAGGUGCAACAGUAUCAACAGUUUCUGGAAGCAUCGAGGCCGCUGCCUGACUUUGUGGAAAUCGAUCUGCAAGCUCGGCCCCUGCCUGACGGGAUCAUCGUAGCACACCUGAAGGCCUUUCAGAUGCUCUACAGAGAACACUGUGAGGCCAUUAUGGACGUGAUGGUCAACCUCCAGUUCACCCUGGUGGAGACGCUGUGGAAAUCCUUCUGGAGGUUCAGCCAGAGCAUCGACACAGAAUCCCUCAACCUGCACAAUGAGUCGGAGAAGCGUCUACCCAAAUCCUGCCUGGUGGUGCUGUGUAAGUACGAGCCGGUGCUGCGCUGGACCAAGGAGUGUGACAACCUGCUCUACCAGACCCUGGUGGAGAUCCUCAUCUCUGAUGUGCUGAGACCCAUCCCCAGUGCCUUAACUCAGGCCAUCCGCAACUUUGCCAAGAGUCUGGAGAACUGGUUGACAGGCGCCUUGAUGAACAUCCCAGAGGAGAUGGUUCGCAUCAAGGUGGUGUGUGUGGGCUCCUUCUCCCAGACGCUGCGCCGCUACACCAGUCUGAACCACCUGGCCCAGGCCGCCCGCGCCGUGCUGCAGAACACCGCCCAGAUCAACCAGAUGCUCUCAGACCUGAACCGGGUGGACUUUACUAACGUGCAGGAGCAGGCUUCCUGGGUGUGUCAGUGUGGAGACAGCGUGGUGCAGCGGCUGGAGCAGGACUUCAAAGCGACGCUGCAGCAGCAGAACUCUCUGGAGCAGUGGGCCUCGUGGCUGGACGGGGUGGUCACCGAGGCCCUGAAGCCCUACGAGCAGAACCCCAGCGCCCUGCCCAAGGCUGCCAAGGUGUUCCUGCUCAACUGGUCCUUCUACAGCUCCAUGGUGAUCCGGGACCUGACUCUGCGCAGCGCGGCCAGCUUCGGAUCCUUCCACCUGAUCCGCCUGCUGUAUGACGAGUACAUGUACUACCUGAUAGAGCACAGGGUGGCCCAGGCUAAAGGGGUGACACCCAUUGCAGUCAUGGGAGAAUUUGCCAGCGCUGUCAAGAGCCGCAUCUCCCCCGACCUGGACAAAGAAGAAGAGGAGGAUGACGAGGAAGAGGAGAGCGACGACGAGGGAGGGGAUCUGGUGCUGCAGUCCAGCUCUCUGAGUGCGAUGGACGACGACAAGGACCCCAUGGAGCCGCCCACCAAGCUGCCCAGGACCACCUUCAGUCUGCACUCUCUCACCGACAGCACACCUCCUUAGCUGCUCAUCUGUAAAAAAUAUCUACACACACACACACACAUACACACACUCACAUUUGCUUUAAAUCAUGUCAUCCCAUCCUGUCACUCUUUGUCUGCAAACAGCUGAUUUCCGGUGUUGAGUGUGUUCGUGUGUGUGCAAUCAUGUGAAAGUGGGAGAGCCCUUUGCCAAUUUUGUACUUUUGUGCUGCCAUUUAUUUCUCUUUUGACUUCACCACAGUCCUUCCCUGGUUCCCUGUGCCUUCCCCUAAUUAUCCAGUGGCUAGCUACUCCUGUGUCCAGCCUCAAAUAUAUUUAUAUACUUAAAUAUAUAUAUUAUAUUCUUGAUUCCCUUCUGCCCCGCCUUAAUCACUGACCUGAUAUCUGUGUGGAGAUCUUCAUUGUACUCUUAACUCAUAAUUAUCUCUGACCUUGCCUUUAAAGCCAUGACUAUGCAGGGGAGCUGGACUUAAGUGAAAUAUAAAAACACUUUUUAAAUCUCAGAGUAGCAUCUGGACUGAUACUGGAUCAUGUAUGUUGAUGGAGCGUUAAUGUCGAAGCCAUAUUUUCCUUCAUGCCAUUUCUUAUUAAUUUGGCCAAUGAACUAAUACCCUGUGCCUUUGAGAGUUUUCUUGAACAAAAGCUUGUAUUCUAUAUAUUCUGUAUCGGUGGAUUAAUAAAUGAUGGUCCUGUGAA